Messenger RNA from Cyprinodon tularosa, 4981 nucleotides. RefSeq names its product v-akt murine thymoma viral oncogene homolog 2 (gene akt2). The record is from RefSeq and is a predicted model, not a curated record. Gene Ontology annotation, molecular function: protein serine/threonine kinase activity; ATP binding. Bases 561 to 2009 code for a protein of 482 amino acids. NCBI's taxonomy places the organism in Eukaryota, Metazoa, Chordata, Actinopteri, Cyprinodontiformes, Cyprinodontidae. The transcript is spliced from 14 exons. Gene Ontology annotation, biological process: protein phosphorylation.
GACGUCACUUCCCAUUGUGUGAGUCUGCAGGGCUGCUGUAGUGACACAGGCGGAGGGCUUCCAUGCUAAGCAAGCGACUAACCGCAUUAAAACCAGAAAGAAACGCGCCUUUCUUUUAUGUUUUAUUUUUUUUCGGAGUCCCUAACUCAGUUCGGUCAUCCUCGGCGUACUCUAUUUCCACUUAAGUGGACUUUCUUCUCCACCGUGUGUGCUUCCGUGAAAGAGUGCCGCUGCUUCUGACCGAGCACGCCGCCGCCGCUCCUGCCUCUCCGCCGCUGCGAGAGAAGAAAACAAGCUCGGUGAGCAGUGCGCUAAAGCUGUGUGAUCAUUGACAGAGUUCACUACACACAGCCACCCAGCGGUAACUCGUCGGCGCCUCGUGAAACAGCUCAGAGGUUCUUCUGCAAGCCACGGUUGAGGAUAUAUUUAUCUAUCUUUGCCUCCGAAGUCGAGGUAUUAGUCAUCUCAUCUUAAUUUGCUAUCAGGAAUUUACCCAAUAAGAGAGUUUUCAUCAGCUCCCUUGCAGCCCCCUACCUACCCAAACAGUCUUCUGCCCCAGCAUGAAUGACGUCGUUGUUGUUAAAGAAGGAUGGCUCCAAAAGAGAGGUGAAUACAUCAAAACAUGGCGUCCUCGGUACUUCAUCCUGAAGAGCGAUGGAUCCUUUAUCGGAUACAAAGACAAGCCUGACGUGUCCAGUGACCUCAGCCCCCCACCGCUCAACAACUUCUCUGUUGCAGAAUGCCAGAUAAUGAAGACAGAGCGCCCCAGGCCCAACACGUUUGUUAUUCGAUGUCUGCAGUGGACCUCGGUUAUUGAGCGGACUUUCCAUGUGGACAGCAGAGAGGAGAGGGAGGAGUGGAUGCGGGUGAUCCAGACAGUAACAAAUAGCCUGAAGAGUCAGCAGCAGGAUGAGGAGCCCAUGGAGAUCAAAUUUGGCUCACCCAGUGACAGCAGCGGCGCAGAGGAGAUGGAGAUCGCCGUGUCCAAAACCCGUUCAAGAGUGACCAUGACUGACUUUGACUACCUGAAGCUGCUGGGCAAAGGAACGUUUGGAAAAGUGAUCCUGGUUAGAGAGAAAGCCACGGGGAUGUACUACGCCAUGAAAAUCCUCCGCAAAGAAGUCAUCAUUGCUAAAGAUGAAGUGGCACACACAGUUACAGAGAGCAGAGUUCUCCAAAACACACGGCAUCCCUUUCUAACGACACUAAAAUAUGCAUUUCAAACACACGACCGGCUAUGCUUUGUGAUGGAGUAUGCAAAUGGAGGAGAACUCUUCUUUCAUUUAUCCCGGGAAAGAGUAUUCACAGAAGAUAGGGCACGAUUCUACGGUGCAGAAAUAGUAUCUGCACUGGAGUAUCUACACUCACGCAAUGUCGUUUACAGGGACUUAAAGCUGGAGAAUCUGAUGUUGGACAAAGACGGCCAUAUAAAGAUAACAGACUUUGGGCUGUGUAAGGAGGGAAUCACAGCCCGCGACACAAUGAAGACGUUCUGUGGAACCCCCGAGUACCUGGCACCAGAGGUACUGGAGGACAAUGACUAUGGACGUGCAGUGGACUGGUGGGGACUGGGAGUGGUGAUGUAUGAGAUGAUGUGCGGCCGGUUGCCGUUCUACAACCAGGACCAUGAGCGCCUGUUUGAGCUAAUCCUCAUGGAGGACAUCCGCUUCCCUAAGAACCUGGCACCAGAGGGCAAGGACCUGCUGGCAGGCCUGCUGAAAAAAGAUCCCAAACAAAGGCUUGGAGGUGGACCAGAUGAUGCCAAAGAAGUAAUGACCCACAAGUUCUUUGCCACCAUAAACUGGCAGGACAUCCUUGAAAAAAAACUUAUUCCACCCUUUAAGCCCAAAGUAACAUCGGAAACCGACACCCGUUACUUCGACGAUGAGUUCACAGCACAAUCUAUUACAAUAACUCCUCCAGACAAGUAUGACAGCUUAGAUGUUGAGGAUUCAGAUCAGCGUACACACUUCCCUCAGUUUUCCUACUCUGCCAGCGUACGGGAAUGAUCACUAAGACUCGUGAACAAGCAGGCAGGCUGGCACACAAUCCUAACCCCUCAUGCACCCUUGCACUGCUGAGGAAUUAAAAUGACACAAAACAAAAAAGGUGGCACAAGGCACAUUUUUCAUUCAGUCUUUGACACGCGUCCUCACCGUUACAGGUUAAUCAUUGAAAGAAAGUUAAAAAAAAGUAGCUUAAAAUAAAGUAGGAAGUGAACAUACAGACCAUGCGUGACGGAGCUCAGCUGGUUUGUUUUAAUAGACUGGCAGCUUUGUCUCUGCAUGUCCUGUUUGGGUCAGCGUCAGGCUUCCCUGCUGGACCUCUGCAACACCGCAUCAAAGCCUUUACACUUAAAAAAAAAAAACAGGUAAUGCCAGCAAGUCCCACAUCUUUACCAGCUUAACCCAAGGUUAACAAACACAGAUACGCACAACAAAUGACCCACAGGUAGAAUUUCCAAAUUUCAUCCGAAUUAGAAAAAAAAAAUUCAAAACAUUUGGGAGGAAAACCGACAAUUUAUUGUUUCAUCAGUUGCGGUUUUAAAUGUAAAGCCAUAUUUCAAAUUUUUUAUUUUAUUUUUUUGAUUUAAGACAAAAAAAAUAACAAGUGCUCUUUCUGGAACUUGCUGUUACAAAUCAAGUGUAGGGUUUCCCUACUGUUGGAGGGGCAAGGGGUGAGCCAUGGAGAGUUAUGGUGAUUGCACUGCACAUGGUGUUCAUGCCAAUGCACGAGAGGAUUCGAAUGCAUGCGUGUGCAGAGAGAGCGCAAGAGAACGAGUUUUUAAUCUUCAUCCAUCCAUUUGUGUCGUUUUUUUCUUUUUCUUUUAAUAUGCAUGUUUUUAAACUAAAAAUUUGCUGGAACACGGGUGAGAGGGAGAGGACACUACACAACAUCAAGGGGGCUGUUUUCAUUGUGAAACCUUGUAGUUUACGAUUGCUGUCCUGAUUUGCUGGCUGGUAAUUUGACUCAAGAUGACAAAAAUCCAAUGCAUGGCUUACUGUUGCUGUCGAAGCUGCAUUAUUUGAUGCAAUGCAGCAUUCAUUCACGUGGAGACCAGGUUGGUAAACGCAGAUUCCAGUUAGUCUUUGGUUUCUGUAGAGAAAUCAGAUCCAGUCUAGUCUCUCCGUGUGUACAUAUUUAUACAGACUGAAUAAAACUGAAUAGCAGACGAUACUCCUGACCCAGUUUUCCUGGACCUGUCCAGAAGUAUCUACUGUUUUACACCUUUACUAUUUCCUCAGUUCUGUAAACUUUCCUCCCUGGCUGAAAUGGAUCAGCAGCAACGUCUUGUUCUUUUUAAAAUAUCAUUGCAAACUAUUAGAGUAUUUUUCAAAUUAGUUUUUAUUUGGCUCCCAGUUUGAAAAUCUAAAAAAUAAAAAGUGUGCUUUUAAAAGUAAAAGUAACUUAUUGGACAUUUACUGCUUGAAUUCAUUCUAUAUUUCAUGUUUUGAGACUGAUUUGUUUCUCUAAGUGUCCAAGCACUUAAACGUUUAAAGGUUGAAUGUUUGAAGCAAGUUGAGUGUGACCCGUUGGAUCCAGGCUUUUAGCUAGCAAUGCGUUUGGCUGUACAUUGUACACCCUUUACAAAAAAAAAAAAGACAAAUUAUAAGCCCUGUUUUUGUGAUGUGCGGCCUUGGUACACCCUCAUUUUCCCACCGGAAACUUUGCUCAAAAUUUCACAAGCAGCAGAUACUGGAGUUGGAAAAACUAAAUUUUUGCUGCUCUUGGCGCCACAUCAACCAAUCACAAAAGAUGAUCUACGAGCCGAUGGGGAGACGGACAGCGCUGCUGAUGCAGAGCGUUGUCAUCACUCCACUGAAACUGUUUAUCAACACCUAAAUUAACUCAAAACCUUUCAGCAAAAUAUGUUCGUUUUUAUUACUCUGGUGCCUGCCGUUUGUACCAUAUGCCUAAAAAAUGCUAACAUCUACUUCCAGCCACCACGAAUAGUAGGGAGAAACCCCCAAGAAGUGAGCUGGCCUGAGGUAGCUGCUGCUGGGGAUUCCCAGUGACAGCGCACUGCUGAUAUAUGGGAGUCUGCGUGCCUCCGACAGCGAAUAAUAUUUGAAGGCAGGACCGUAAUCUUGAUGAACUUACUGUACAGACGAUGUUUGAGGUGAAUUUUCUCACAUAAAAAUAUAAUAAAACUACAUUUUACCCACUGAUCACAGCCGGCCUCUGCCAUUGAACACAAGGAUCAGCAGAAACAUCAGAUACAUCUGAACACAUUUUUCGCUGGACACGUCUGAGCUGUGUACUACCAUCAAAAAUGAAGCAGCAGGCGCUUUUUUUCCUGCUUAAAUCGCAGCGAGAAUGUGGCAUAACUCUUUCUGAUUUUUUUAAUUAACCUUUGAAACAUAAUAUUGUACCUAAAAUGAUCUCAUGUCUUCCUUAUGAAACUUCCACCUCUACUCAAGCAAAUAUACUUCCUAUAAUCUGGACAAAGACAAAAAAAUUAGCUGCAUUCCACCUCAAAAUGCAGGAAAUGGCAUUUCAGAGAUUCUAAAUUUCAAAAUUUUCCAGGAGAGGAUUCCCCUACGGCGCACAAAGCCUAAAGAUGUGAUACUCAAAGGUGUACGCCCUAUGAAAUAUUCCUAGCUGAAAGCCUGGUUGGACCUGCCUUUAACCCGACUGCUGAGAGGAGGAGCUACUCAAACAUCAGCUUGUUUAAUUUGAACAGAAAACCUGCAUCCUUUUAGUCAUGGAGGCACAUGAUUAAGAGAAGCUGUGGGCAGCUUUUGAACAGUGCUCGAACUGACAGGAAAAAUAUUUUUUUUUUGUGAUGCUGGAAGCGAUCUCACUUCAUUCUUCUAAUGAAAAAUGGACAUCGAAACAUUUCUUUUCUGUUUCCUGUUUGUUUUGAGAUUUUUUUUUCCUAUUUUCUUUCCAUCUAUUUCUCAAAUUCUGGAAAAUAGAUUGUCUCGUUCUGAGUCCAUUAUAUUAAAUAUGAAUAUAUUAAAGUUUUUUUUGAACUGCU